GGCGCGCGCCGCUCUGGCGGGAGCGGCGCCCACGGGCCCGCCGCUGGCUGCAGGGGCGAGCCCGGCUCCGGGGCUCGCGGUCCCUGGCCUUGGCACGAGCUCCGCCUCCCGCCCGUGUCCCCGCCCGGGGCGCCAGGGCGUUCCCCGCAUGGCGGAGCCGGGGCCCGCGCCGGCCGCGUCUGACAGACUCGUGCUGAAGAACGGGUCCGGGCACCACUACGUGAAGCUGCGUCUGGAGUUUCAGGACGGUGGGAUGAGACUGAACGCUGCUCACUUCAAGCAACUGAUCCUGUCCGCCCUGAAGGAGUUACACGGCGAGGUUGGUGCAGCCUUGCCUGUUGAUGUCUUAACAUAUGAGGAAAAAACCCUGUCUGCAAUACUAAGAGUUCCCAGCAGUGGCCUUGUCAAGCUGUGGAGUGCUCUAACACUGCUGGGCUCCUACCAGAACAGGAAGUGUGCUUUCAGAGUGAUACAGACCUCUCCAUUUCUCCUUGCGUUAUCUGGGAACAGCAGAGAACUCCUACUGGAUUGAAUACACCGGAGACGUGGUUGGGCUGUAAG
Terrapene triunguis (Three-toed box turtle) is the source of this 561-nucleotide messenger RNA. RefSeq names its product ribonuclease P/MRP subunit p14 (gene RPP14). Gene Ontology annotation, biological process: tRNA 5'-leader removal. The record is from RefSeq and is a predicted model, not a curated record. Gene Ontology annotation, cellular component: ribonuclease P complex. Lineage: Eukaryota; Metazoa; Chordata; Testudines; Emydidae. The transcript is spliced from 5 exons. Bases 149 to 532 code for a protein of 127 amino acids.